Scheffersomyces stipitis CBS 6054 is the source of this 1203-nucleotide messenger RNA. RefSeq names its product Ssr1p (gene SSR1). The coding region runs from base 181 to 903 and encodes 240 amino acids. NCBI's taxonomy places the organism in Eukaryota, Fungi, Ascomycota, Pichiomycetes, Serinales, Debaryomycetaceae. The transcript has a single exon. The record is from RefSeq and is a predicted model, not a curated record.
GUUAUUACGUAUCACUCCUUAGUCCAAGAACCCCGUCGAUCGCUACCACUAUCGUUAACUUCGAGUCUCCGCUUCCAGCAACCAGUCUCGAUUAUUCAAAAGUUAUAGAUCUACAAAUCAUUACUGCAAAACCCAGUAUCCACCAGCUUUUCCAGCUUAUUUCAUACAUCUGAUCACACAAUGACCGCCUUCUUCAAGAUCUCCACCUUGGCUGCUAUUGCCCUCUCGUUGCACUCUGCUGCUGCUGCCCCACCAGCCUGUUUGUUGGCCUGUGUCGCUCAGGUCGAAAAGGCUUCCUCCUGUGACGGCUUAAACGACUUGUCUUGUAUCUGUUCCAAAGACGCUGCCAAGAUCGAAUCCUGUUUGAACGAUAUCUGUCCUAACGACAACGCCGACGCUGCCAUCUCGGCCUUCGAAGACUCUUGUUCCGCUUCCGGCAACUCUGUUUCUUCAGUCUUCUCCUCUUCUGCCGAAUCUUCGUCUACUGAAUCUUCUUCUGCCGAAUCCUCUUCUACCGAGGCUUCCUCCACUGAAGAAUCUUCUUCGACUGAAGAGACUUCCUCCGCUGAACCAUCUUCUUCUUCUGAAGAAGCUACUUCUACCGAAGAGUCCUCUACCGAAGAAUCCUCCACCGAAGAGUCGUCUGCUGAAGCUACUUCUACUGAAGAGUCUUCUGCUGAACCUUCUUCCACUGAAGAAGCCACUUCUUCUACUGAAUCGACCACUUCCGAAGCCACCUCUUCUGUAGUCUUGACCUCGGCCUCUGUCACUGAAGCUGCUACUUCCUCUGCUGCUCCAGAAUCCACCACUUCUGUCUCCGUCUCUACUGCUAACGGUGCCGUUGAAAGACAAUUGUCCUUCGGUGCUGCUGUCAUCGGUUUGGUCGGUAUUGCCUUGUUAUAAGUGUGAUGUACGGAAUACACACUGAAUUCAUGAAUAUAUAAGGAUGCAUGAAAUAUAAGGAAUGUUGGGAUAAAAGCUUCAUACGUCUAUUUUUUUCUGUUCUCCACUUCGAAGACUUCAUUAAAUUGAGUGAUUUGAAGUUCAUAGCAGGCAGGUUAUGUACUGCUUUGUCUUGCUAAACAUGUCGUUGUUUUAGACCUCAUAGAAACAAUUUGAAAUGUUAAAACUCACUAUUAUAAAAUUACAAAGGAUACCACCAUAUGCUUUUGUUCCUUCAAUUAUUAAUAUACAAAAUGCGAU